GGUCCCGCCCUCGCGUGGUACCGCGGUCCGCGCCGCUGUGCAUCAGACGCCGCGUUGAUUCAACUAGAAGGAACUCUGAGAGCGCUGAGACUGCGGACUGAAUCAUGGCAGAGGAAGUACGGGACAUCUUUGGGAAUAGCACCGUUUCCCGCGGACUUCUACCUUUCUUCGGACUUCUGUUUUGCGUCUACACCGGUGUGUGGGCCAAUGAGGUCCUGGUUCCAGAGCAUGUGACCGCUGUACUGGGAAAGAACGUCACAUUGACCUGUAAGGUGAGAGUGAGCACCAAUCUCAGCCUGACGCAGAGUUCCUGGGAGCGCAAGCUGCCCUCUGGCACUUUCACUUUGGCCGUCUUCAACCCACAGUACGGGAUCUCCAUAGCUGACAAUUACAGCAAUCGGGUGCACUUCCUCAAGCCUUCAGUGCAUGAUGUGUCCAUCAUCCUUGAGGGUGUGGGCUUUGCAGACAUUGGGACGUACACAUGCAAAGUGGUGACCUUCCAACUUGGAAACAUGCAGGCCUCUACGAAAGUGGACAUUAUGGUGGAGCCCAAAGUCUAUGUGUCUCCCGGCUCUUUGUCUCUGCUGGCUGGAGAUGGUGAAACUCUAGUGGCCACCUGCACAGCUGAACGGGGUCGCCCGGCGUCGGAGGUCCUCUGGAUGACAGACUUGGAUGGCCAGACAGAUGUCAUGACGCACGAGGAGACCGAUGGCACCACCACCACUUUAGCUCAUUUCAUCUGGGCUCCCACCCGUGAGGGCUUCGGCAGUGCCCUCAGCUGCAUCGUCCGUCACCCGGCCCUAUCCACAGAAUUCCGCAUACCAUAUCAGCUCAACAUACUGUUUCGUCCAGAUGUUGUGGUGGUGGGCCUACAGGAGGCGUGGUAUGUGGGACAACGAAAUGUAAAGUUGGACUGCAAAGCCUCUGCCAACCCACCUGCUCAUGUCUUCCUCUGGACCAGGUUAGACGCCCCAAUGCCUGCAGGUGUGGACACAUCUAAUGGGAGCCUAAUGUUUACUCGGCCUUUAGAGCAAAACGACUCUGGACAAUAUAGGUGUGAAGUUCAGAACGAUGUUGGGCAGAGCUUUCAAGAUGUUCGCAUCUUGAUAAAAGAACCACCACCAACCACUGCGAUCCCCACCACCCAGUCCAACUUGCCCAAAAGCAGCUUAACCAUUACAGCUCCUGUCAAACAACAAGACCAUUUCACCUUUCCAAGUGAAGCUUCCACACCACACAGCAGUCUGGGUACGGUUGUGGGUGGUGCCAUCGGCGGGAUCCUGGUUUUGGUGUUGCUAACGGCACUGGCGGGAGUCAUCUACAUGCGUCAGCGGCGAACAUUCCGAGGCAACUACUACACCAAGCAGUACAUAGGCCCGUCCGACAUCCAGAAAGAGUCGCAGUUGGAUGUGCUUGAACCACAUGAGCUCCGGGACGUGUACGGAGACGAUUCGGGCAAUGGCAGCCAAGAACUAAAGCCCAAAAUCGACGGAGAUAUUAUUUAUCCUGAUUACGGCAGUGACCAUAAAGACAUCGAGGGCUGGAGCGACAAUCUUAGCCUUCAGAGAGAGGAAACGUAUUACUCGGACCACCACAACAGUCACAACGUGAACCCCAGUGGGCCACCUCUGCACAACGGCUCCCCCUACCUGCAAGACGAGUGCUGCAAUAACGGCACAGACAGCGAUUACGUGUCGCACGUAGACGGCUCUGUGAUUUCACGCAGGGAGUGGUAUGUUUGAAAACAAGGGGGUCAAGGAACUUUGGACAAUGGGUUAUUUAAAUUGAACGGAGAAAGUAUUAUUUAACUCGGUGUACAUUAUGAACGAAAAAUGUAAUACUCUGAGCUCCAGGUUUUUCGAUUUCAUCCUCACGUUUAAUACGAAGCGAAUGGCUGUAAUUUACUGCAAAUACAUGUAUGUUUUGGAUGAUUUUGUCGCAUGUAUUUCUGUCAGACUUCAGGAUGUAAAGAGAGGGGUUUACUUGGUUUAUGAUCACAGGGUGGACUUACACAAAUAAGUCUGCCAAAAUGAAGCUGCACUCAGUGAGUAACCGUUCCAGUUACCGCAUUGCACAUGACUGUUAGCUUUCAAACCAGGUGCAGUAUAUUCUUGGUCCUGUCCUCUCUCGCUGUUUUUCUUGACAUUUACAGCAUAUGACUUCUCCAGUAAUCGGAGCAAUGGAUCACUUUAGUUUCAUGUCAAUAUGAGUUUGAAAGGCGUAUAGUCAGAGUCUUAUGUUUUGACUGCAGGGAAUCCUUUUGCAUAGGAUACAUGGUGCAGAAAUCAUUUUCUUAAUCAGUAUUUUUGUGUUUUUAAUCAUGUUAUCUAAAGAUUCUCAAAAUUUGGUACUUGGAAAACACAAAAUGUAAGCAUAAAAAUACAUAAUGACUUUUUCUACAACAAAUUAAGAACAUGAUUGCAAAAAUAAUUUCUUACUCAAUAUUUUUAUCUUGGUUUUUAGAACAAAAAUGUAAAUAUUCUUAAAUCAAGAUCCAUUUAAAACAAUUCUUUAACAAUUAAGCGAGCUUAAUGCCAGUGGGGUAAGAAAAAGAAACUAUUCCCUUUUAAUUAAGUUAAUUUCUCUUUCCCCUUUGGCAGAUAUUUUCUCUCGUUUUAAGCAUAAAACUUAAUUAAUUUUGAAUUAAGUAAAACAACACAUUUUAUCUUACCUGCUUCUAAACUAUGUAUUUGAUUAAAAGGAAGACAAUCCUGUCAUUUUAUAUACAAAACACUAAAGAUAUUUUGAAAAAUGUUGGUAACCAAAAACUGCUGGUCCCCAUUGACUUCCAUUGUAUUGCCACAAAAUCAAUGCAAGUAAAUUAGGGCUUUCGCACCGCAGAACCGAUUUCACAGUUCCGGGACGAUUUGCUGGAAGUACCUGCUUUUUUUUGGAAUUUUAGUUUGGGAGAACCUUUUGGGACUUAUUUCCAAAAAAGCCAGGAUCUAAACCUGCUGGAUAGGAAUGAACCACGACGUAAGCAAACGCUGAUUGGCCGAACACUUUGUUCCUGAACUUAUCCGGUCUGAAAGCGCCUAAAGGGGACCAACGGUUUGGGGUGAACUAUCCCUUUAAGAACUCUUAAAUAUAUGUACUGGAAAACAAGACAAACAUACCGAGUAAGAAAUUCAUGUUUGCGGUUUAUUUAUGUACAUGAGUAGAAAUACAGCAUGGUUUACUCUACGGUUUAUUUUUAACCCAGCUGCUUUAUAUUUUGACGCAUUUCAACACACACCCUUCUCAUAGUAAUCUGCUUUUCACCAGUGUUUAAGUUAGAGAGCAAUCAGACUGCUUCUGAAAGGGCGGUUUAAUGUGGCUGUAUUGAAGACCUGUCGUGGGGUGAGGGGACGGUUGACGUCCGCUGUGACAGAUCAAAAGAACCACGGUCUGCCCCUGAGGUUUCACCGAAGCCUUGCGGCAUCUGACAAUUUAGAGCAACCCUUUUAAUUUUACGCUGAUUUCUUAUUUCACUCCAACUCUCCACCCUUGCUACUCCCAAUGCUUCAGAUUUCCCAGAAUAAACUGUCUGGCUCGCAUCUGCUCAAUGAUCUAACUUUAUAAUUAAUAUUCUCUGUCCUCCUGCAAACGGCACUCGUUUCACCAGAUCUCGGAGAAGUCCAAAGCAUCUGUUUGCAAGCAAGGGAGAUUCUUUUUACUCUAUAGGCCACGACGGACGUGUGUAACAUGCCUGUUGCUUUGAUUCAUUGUUCAUAAAUCUAAUGCGUUGUUUCCACAGCUGCGUCUUCCUAUAUAGUGUUCAAGUAAAAAUUUCAGUUCCUUGUCUUUAAAAUAUUUGGGGCAAUUAACAAAAAUGUAGUCUUAUCUCAUACAUGAUAUGCUGGAGUUGAACAGUUUUUGUUUAGUUUUUAAUACAUUGCAGAUUCAUGCGUGUAACUUUAUUAGUGCUUUACAUAAUGGAGUUACGGAAAAAUUGACUACAAGUGUUUGUUUCCUUCUUGCUUACUUUUGUAUAAAGUAUGUAUUUACAAGCAUAGUGCCUUUGGCAGAAUGAAAACCAUCCGUCUGUCACUAUUUAGUGAAGACAUGCUUCUCUUGUAUUCCUCAAGUGCUGUUUGAGUUUGUCAUUUUCUCAAAGUUUUUUUAUUCUUGUUGAAAGUUUGAAAGCACCUAAAAUGUUGAGAUCUCACUGGAAAUUUGAAGCUUUUAGCGCUUUCAAGUGUUCAUGUUGGCCAGUUGCAGUACAUAUUACUAUUUGUAAAUAUUUUGCUGGGAGAUAUUUGUCUAUGAAAUAAACAUAUUUUUAUAUGAGGCUUGAAAACAUUCAAAUGUUCACAUUUUGUUAUGCUUUUUUCCUUCCCGUGUUCUUUUUAAUAUUUAGUUCUCAGGAGUUUAAACAAUUAUUUUGUACAUGUUAGAGUUAUUCAGAUGUACUUUUGAUUUAUUUUGGACAUAAGGGAUGGAUGUUGCUUUGUUUUUGAUGCCUUCUGUUUAUAAUAAACAGUUUUCUUUGAGA
Triplophysa dalaica is the source of this 4474-nucleotide messenger RNA. It is a transcript of the gene nectin3a, whose product is annotated as nectin cell adhesion molecule 3a. Gene Ontology annotation, cellular component: adherens junction; apical junction complex. Gene Ontology annotation, biological process: homophilic cell-cell adhesion; heterophilic cell-cell adhesion. The transcript has 6 exons. The record is from RefSeq and is a predicted model, not a curated record. Lineage: Eukaryota; Metazoa; Chordata; Actinopteri; Cypriniformes; Nemacheilidae. Bases 105 to 1742 code for a protein of 545 amino acids.